AUGACGACGUCCAUCGCCGUGCGACACACCCCACACGCGUCGCCGCCACUCGCUCAACGGCGUGCCGUAUCCCGGCCGACGCGUGUCGUCGCUCUCUUUUCUAGGCGAGAACUAGCCAUCCGAUGCCGCCACCAAUCGCAGCAAAGCGUUUCAUUGCGACGACCGGGUCCCGCGUCUAGGCGGUCCGUGCGGGCAGCGGCGGCGGCGGCGGAGGGGAAGGAUGGGGAGGCGCAGCUGUCGGCGGAGGAGGCGGAGGAGGCGCAGGACCUGAGGGACAUUCAGGACAUCGUCGAGACCAUCGAGUUGCUCAAGGAGCGUCGCGACAUGACGGUGCAGGAGAUCCGGCUGGUGCUGAUGAUCGAGGACCCGCGCGAGGCGGAGCGGCGGCGGCAGAUGGGCAUCGAGAACGAGAGCGGGUGCUCGCGCGACGAGAUUGCUGAUGCCUUCCGCGAGAGAAGUGGUGGGGGCGGGGUGUGGGAAGAGGGCGGAGAGAGGUGUGUGCCUGCGGACCGCAUGGUGCUGCGCAAGCUGGCUUUGAGACACCGCAUGGUGCUGCGCAAGCUGGCACAGGACAUGCGCGACUGGCCGCGCCUACGGUUCCCUCCCACCUGUCUCCCCCACGCUUCUCCCCUAACCCUCUCUCCCACCCCUCCCCCACAACCUUCUCCCUUGCGCCUCUCACUAUCCCCUCUUCCGUCUCCAACACCACACUCCAUCACCUUCUCCUCACCUCACCCCUCUUCACGCCACUGUGCCAGGAGGAGCCAGGCGUGGAGGAGGAGGCAGAGGGACCCGGAGGGCAGCGCAAGUCGCGGUACGCGCAGAUCACGGACGUGGGGCUGUAGGGCCGCCCCGACCGUGGAGCACAGGCCAGCCCUGCCAUCAUGUGCGGGAAGCCAAGCUCACGACUCGCACAGUUGUGUCUCUCCUGGCAUGAGGUGGUUUUUCCGGAACUGUGCUGUGUCUCGUGUCUCCACCAUCUUCCACUGCGCCUUCCCACCAGCUGCUUAG
Messenger RNA from Closterium sp. NIES-65, 1011 nucleotides. Lineage: Eukaryota; Viridiplantae; Streptophyta; Zygnematophyceae; Desmidiales; Closteriaceae. The record is from the annotation of a GenBank genome assembly.